Messenger RNA from Populus nigra (black poplar), 583 nucleotides. RefSeq names its product probable E3 ubiquitin-protein ligase XERICO. The coding region runs from base 158 to 574 and encodes 138 amino acids. NCBI's taxonomy places the organism in Eukaryota, Viridiplantae, Streptophyta, Magnoliopsida, Malpighiales, Salicaceae. The transcript has a single exon. The record is from RefSeq and is a predicted model, not a curated record.
UUAUCUCCAGGAUCAGCCCAGUUUAAGGACGACACGUUCUUAUCUAUGCUUGGUCUGUGGAGGUGAAUUGCUUGGUCUCAAUAUAUAUCCUCUUGCUCCAACCGAGCGCCAUAAUUUACAGAAGUGCUUCUGUUUUGCUUUUGUGGGCUACUGGGAUAUGGGGCUCUCAAGUUUCCCUGGUGCAGCAGGAGUGCUACCAGAGUUACUCAUGAACACAAUCUUAUUAGUGGCUCUACUGAAAAACACGGUGAGGUCAGUGCUGCAAGUGAUGGCAGGUGCUAACUGGACACCUCCAGAUUACGAGGAAGAGCCAGAUGGACAUCCACAAGAAAAUGCAAGAGAGAGAAGAAUGUCAAUAACCCAGUUCAAGAGCUUGCAGCAGAAUGAUGGCACAUGCUAUAGGGUUAGUACUGCAAUGGAAUGUUGUGUGUGUCUAUGUGGAUUUCAAGCUGAAGAAGAGGUGAGUGAGCUGCAUUGCAAGCAUUUCUUCCACAGAGGUUGUUUAGACAAGUGGUUUGAUAACAAACAGGCUACUUGCCCUCUUUGUCGAUCUAUCAUUUUAUUAGAUUCAUAAAUUUUCUUA